UUAUUUUUUAAUCCAGUGGCCGCGUGUUCAAGCUUGUGAUCUACGUACGCCCGUACAGUAGCAUUUGCUCUCAAGUGGCCGGCCGUACGGUGUUCCAACACGCAGAAACACUGCUUCAACCUGGCCAAGAGGUACAUGGGCGUUGCGUCGAUCCUGUACGUGAGCCAGCAGCGCUUCACCGACUCGGUGCGAGAAGACGUGGACAGCAUGGCGCGCGACGUGCGUCGGACGUACUUCGGCACGCUCCAGCAGGCGACGUAUGACUGGAACGACCUCAAGGUGGUGGUCGAGUUCCUCGACAGGGCGCUCUCCGGCGACAUCCAGCAGGUUCUCAGCAGCAUGGGUGACAUCGGCACCAACAUCGUGGAGAACAUGCGUUCCAUGGCCGUGUCGACGCUCCGCACCGAAGAGUCGAAGCGGCGAGAGUUGAUGGCCGAGCAGCUGGCCCGAACGCACGAGGAGCCGUUUGCGCAGCGCCCCGAGUACCCCGACGUGUCGGUGCUGCCGUCGGCGCUGAUGUUUCCUUAUUACGAAGCGAACGUGCCUACGAGUAUCAAGUACGGCACCUUCGUCACCUCGCUGGCUAGGGCCACGGCCGUGCCCUACCUGACAAUGGGCGCCCACGGCGGGCGGCCGCGCGCCUUCUCCAACUUCGAGAACUGCGCUCGCCAAGGCACCGGCACCUCCACGAGGCUCGAAGACCUCAUACGUGCCAGCGCCAUCGAGGCCAGCUCCAUCAUCUACGCGGCUCAUCGCAACGACCCCCAGUCGGAGGAGGCCGACCUGCUGCCCGGACUGGAGCAGCUCUCCCCGCCCAAGGCCUUCUACGUCGCCUUCUGCUACCUGCUGUGCACGGCCAACUUGGGCGACGUGCCCUGCAACGCCGCCCUCCAGUGGCACGAACCGUUCGCGAACGCCUUUGGCUGCCCGUCCGAAACCCAUGCGAGGCCCCGGCGUCAGUGCCGCAUGUUUCAAACGUAGCACGUGGCCUCCGUGAUGGACGCAUCUGGUGUGGCGACUAAGCGUCUAGGACACUGGGGUGUCUAUAUUGUGGACUCAUUGUUUAGCUCUUAUUUAUCGGUUGCCCAUUGUGUUCUUCGACACUUUUCAGUUCGUUUGCUUUGUAAUUCUUGUGUUUUUUACGCGCCCUAUAGGUAUAUACAUUCUGUGUCCAAACGUUGUUAGGCUCACUUACGUUGAGUCUCAUCUCGCUUUUUAUUUCUUCAAUUUGCGACUAUUCUCAGGUGCUUACAUAGCAUAAUUAAUUGUUAAUAUAUAUGGACAAUCAUUUCAACGUCUGGAAUGCUAUUGUUAGGAGCCCUUUUUGUCCCAUAACGUUAGCUGUUCCUUGAAUUUAACUUGCAAUCCUGGACAACAUUUUGUACCGAGGAUCGCUCCAGUGAACGUGCUUUGUGCCCGUAUAACGCAAGUUUCUCAAGUAGCUGUUCUCAUCGCUGCGCCGGAACGCGUUAUCGCGAGGUUUUAGUUUCGACGACCAGCAGAUGAAGAUGUGCUAACCCUACCUAGUGGUCAUAAAGGCAGUUCGGGCGAAAUUAGUUAAUACAGUACUGCUUUCUAUUUGGAAUGGUAAGCACUCAACUGUUCCUGUGCUGCUUUCUUUCCUCCUCUUUCUUUUCCUUCUUCUAUUUCGCCUCUCUCUGGAUCUCUUAAUGCCUUUGCCUAUAUGAAUUAAUAAAUGACAUCAUUAUU
Dermacentor andersoni is the source of this 1710-nucleotide messenger RNA. RefSeq lists its product as uncharacterized. Gene Ontology annotation, cellular component: plasma membrane. NCBI's taxonomy places the organism in Eukaryota, Metazoa, Arthropoda, Arachnida, Ixodida, Ixodidae. Gene Ontology annotation, biological process: protein processing. The record is from RefSeq and is a predicted model, not a curated record. Gene Ontology annotation, molecular function: metalloendopeptidase activity.